This is a messenger RNA of Procambarus clarkii (red swamp crayfish), 738 nucleotides long. RefSeq lists its product as uncharacterized. Lineage: Eukaryota; Metazoa; Arthropoda; Malacostraca; Decapoda; Cambaridae. The record is from RefSeq and is a predicted model, not a curated record.
AUGAAGGCUGUGUUGAUUCUCUCCGUGGCUGCCGUGGCGACGGCAGGGUAUUAUAGACCCUAUGGAUAUGGCACUGGUGCGUUGGCUGGGAGACUUGGAGGAGGAGUUCUUGGAGGAGGACAUCUUGGAGGAGGUGGUCUUGUCGGAGGACCAGCUCAUGGUGUCGGUGUUGUUCAUGGUGGUGUUGGGUACGCAAAGGUGGACCUGAGUGUGGGUGGCAGCGACUAUCACUUCUCGUGGCGUCACGACGGUGGCAAGAACUAUGACGGGCACAGUGCCAACUAUUACUGCUCCAGCCUGGGCAAGGGAUGGCAGGGCGUCAGCAUCGAGACUCCUGAAGAGGACAAGAUUAUUUCAGACAUCAUCUACAAAGACAAUGUGAAGUACAUCUGGACGAGCGGUUAUCGUAGCGGUUAUGGCUUCCUCUGGGGCUCCGGUGCUCCCUUCUACGGCAUCAACUGGUCUUACACCGGCAGCGAGGGGCUUCCCCAGCCAGACAACGCUGAGGGCGGGAAGGAGUUCUGUCUGGCAGUGCUCAACAACUUCUACAAUGACGGCAUCAGAUGGCACGACGUCGCCUGCCACCACGAGAAGCCCAUCAUCUGUGAGCGCCGUGGGGUUUACUAUGGCUGAGCAGCCCAUCACUGCCUGCACUCCAAGAUGACCUGGGAUCAUAAUGAUAAAUUCUCUAUAAUCUGGAGAUAUUCAUUCGCUUAAUAAAUGUUGCAGAGAAGGAAA